Polistes canadensis is the source of this 1831-nucleotide messenger RNA. RefSeq names its product reticulon-4-interacting protein 1, mitochondrial. Gene Ontology annotation, molecular function: oxidoreductase activity. Gene Ontology annotation, cellular component: mitochondrion. The coding region runs from base 135 to 1331 and encodes 398 amino acids. The record is from RefSeq and is a predicted model, not a curated record. Lineage: Eukaryota; Metazoa; Arthropoda; Insecta; Hymenoptera; Vespidae. The transcript is spliced from 6 exons.
UUAAUAACAUUGAUGAUGCAUUUGUAACUGCACGCACGUUGCCGCGCAAAGUUUCACAACAGAGCUACCGUAAAAAGCUAACCUCUCUUUUUCAUAGGUGUUUUGACUUAAAGUUCAUUCCGUAAUAAUCAAUAAUGUUAACAAAGAAUAUAUCAAAAUUAAGACGGAUGAUAAAUGAUACGCAAUUACGAUGUCUCUCACAAUUGUCACCAAAAUACAAAGAAGAUGUAGAUAAUAAAAUGUUAGCAUGGCAAGUACAUUCUUAUGGUGAUUUGGAUGAAUUAAAAUUGUCAAAUGUAAAAAUACCAAUAAUUACUAAACCAACAGAAGUUUUGAUCAAAGUUCAAGCAGCGAGUGUAAAUCCCAUAGACAUUGCAAUGAUCCGUGGUUACGGUGCGACAUUGUUGAAUCUUAUGCGCAAAGUUAAAAACUUUGGUAGCUAUACGUACAAUGAUAUGAUUGAAUUUCCAUUAACAUUAGGAAGAGAUUUUUCUGGAAUUGUAGUAUCAAAGGGACAUAAUGUUGGAGACAAAUUAAAACUAGGUGACCAAGUAUGGGGUGUAGUUCCAGUCGAUAAGCAAGGCUGUCAUGCUAAUUAUGUGGUUCUUGAUAGUAGCCUGACUAAUCGAUACCCAAAAAAUUUAUCAUACAUUGAGGCUGCUAGUAUUUUAUAUGCAGGACUAACUGCAUGGUCUGCUUUGUGGAUUACUGGUGGUAUGUGUUACAAAACAUCUAUCAAUACGAGAUUAAAUAGAAGGAUGCUCGUAUUAGGUGGUUCUGGAGGUGUUGGUACUAUGGCUAUACAACUGUUGAAAAUUUGGAAUAUGCAUGUAAUAACCACCUGUAGCAGCGAUGCUGUAAAUAUGGUUGAGAAAUUAGGAGCCGAUGUUGUAAUAGAUUAUAAACAACAUGAUGCUGAUGCACAAAUAAUUUCUGAAGGACCGUAUGAUAUAAUUUUGGAUUGUUCCAAUCAAGGACCGGAUUUAAUAAAUUCAAAAGGUUACCCAUAUUAUACUUAUAUAACACUUAAUUCCCCGUUAUUAAAAAAUAUCGAUCAAUUGGGAUUGGUAGCUGGAGCUUUUAAAAAUCUUGGCGACAUAUUUAGAUAUAAUAUUCCCACAUCUAAUAACAAAGGUUCAAUUAAAUGGGGCUUCUUCGUACCAUCGGAAACAGGCAUGAAUAUGCUUCACAAUUUUGUUGAAUGUGGACAGAUAGUACCAGUUGUUAAACAAGUAUAUCCUUUCCAAGAUUUACCGACAGCAUAUGAAAGAGUAACAGAAGGUCAUUUACGAGGUAAAUUAGUUAUCGAUAUGAAACAAUAUUUAUUAUAACUAUUUUUUUUAUAUUAUCGCUCUUACAUACAAAAAAAAAGAAAGGAAAAAAAAUAUAUAAUUUAUUUAUAAUAAAUAUUUACCUUUAAAUAUACAAUCAAUGUACACUUGUGUAUUUUUCCAUUUCAUUUGUCAUUGUUGUUACAUUUCUUUUAAAACCUAUUUUAUCUUUUACGUCAGAAUAACAAUCAAAUGCAAUUUCUGUUGCUUUUUCUGAACCCAUUUUUAAAACUUCAUCCAAGUAUAAUUGUUCAUUUAAUAAUCUAAAUAUCUCUUCCUGAAUUGGUUUUAACUUUUCUAUUAUUACAUCUGCUAAUAGCAAUUUAUAUCUACAAUAUUAAAAAGACAUUAAAAUACAGCUCAAAUAUUUUUAAUCCUCUGUACUAUAACAAUGUAUUAAACCUUAUGGGCCAAAUAUAAGAAGCAUAAAAUAUAGCAUCAAAUAUAGUACGCAUUAAAUCAUAGUGUAAAACAGAUUAAUAAACAACAUUAUAUAAAUA